AUGGCCAGAAGAAUACUACCAGAACUGGAGACAUUUUUAACUAUUGUAGUUCUGCUUGGCUGUUUGCUGUGUGUAGCCAUCUGUGAGACGGGAGACUGCAGGCAACAGGAGUUCAGGGAUCGCUCCGGAAACUGCGUCCUGUGCAAGCAGUGUGGGCCAGGCAUGGAGCUGUCUAAGGAAUGUGGCUUUGGCUACGGGGAGGAUGCACAGUGUGUGACAUGCAGGCCGCACAGGUUCAAGGAAGACUGGGGCUUCCAGAAAUGCAAGCCGUGCCUGGACUGUGCGCUGGUGAACCGCUUCCAGAAGGCCAACUGCUCCGUCACCAGCGAUGCCAUCUGCGGGGACUGCUUGCCAGGGUUUUACAGGAAGACUAAACUGGUUGGAUUUCAAGACAUGGAAUGCGUGCCUUGCGGAGACCCUCCACCUCCUUACGAACCACACUGUACCAGCAAGGUCAACCUCGUGAAGAUUGCGUCCACAGCCUCCAGCCCGCGGGACACGGCCCUGGCCGCCGUCAUCUGCAGCGCCCUGGCCACCGUGCUACUGGCCCUUCUCAUCCUCUGUGUCAUCUACUGCAAGAGACAGUUCAUGGAGAAAAAGCCCAGCUGGUCUCUGAGAUCGCAGGACGUGCAAUACAACGGCUCUGAGCUGUCGUGUUUCGACAGAUCGCGACUCGGCCCGUGUGCUCACAGGGCCUGCUGUCAGUGUCUUCAGGCCACUUACGGACCUGUGCACCUGAUCCCAUCCCUGUGCUGCGACGAGGCUUGCGGUGCCAACCGGGCAGCUCUAGCGUGUGGGCUGCACUCGAAGGCCACCCUGCAGGAGAGAAACGCAGGGCCGGCUGGAGAGACGAUGCCAGCUUUCUUCGGGUCCCCUUCGCUGUCCGUCUGUGGGGAGUUCUCCGACGCCUGGCCUCUGAUGCAGGAGCCCACGGCUGGGGACGGCAUCUCCUUCGCCGGCUCUUAUCCUGAGCUCGCCGGGGGAGACCUUCCCUCUCUGAGCCCAGAAAACGAAAGCUCAACGUCCUUGGAUUCAAACAGUAGUCAGGAUUGGGUCGGCAGAACCGUUGUCAUGGAAACGAGUUCUGAAAGCCGUACAGCAAAUGUGGACUUAUCUAAAUACACGCACACGCCGCCAGAGCCAGCACCUGCUAGAAGCCCGCCGGAGCAGACGGGUGUCCACAGUGGGAACUCUGCCACUCCAAUGCCCCUCCAGCAUUAG
Messenger RNA from Ochotona curzoniae (black-lipped pika), 1221 nucleotides. It is a transcript of the gene TNFRSF19, whose product is annotated as TNF receptor superfamily member 19. Bases 1 to 1221 code for a protein of 406 amino acids. Gene Ontology annotation, molecular function: signaling receptor activity; protein binding. Gene Ontology annotation, cellular component: plasma membrane. The record is from RefSeq and is a predicted model, not a curated record. The transcript is spliced from 9 exons. Lineage: Eukaryota; Metazoa; Chordata; Mammalia; Lagomorpha; Ochotonidae. Gene Ontology annotation, biological process: positive regulation of JNK cascade; positive regulation of canonical NF-kappaB signal transduction.